Molecule: messenger RNA, 1003 nt
Organism: Brassica napus (rape)
Lineage: Eukaryota; Viridiplantae; Streptophyta; Magnoliopsida; Brassicales; Brassicaceae
Exons: 6
Coding region: 161-814 (217 amino acids)
Source: RefSeq, a predicted model, not a curated record
UUUUAAUAUUCUUCUCAAGAAGAAGACCGACUUGCAAUUUCUCUAGUAAAUCAUCAUUUUAUCACCAAUUUUUAUUUUGGCUUUGUCUUCAAAUUCCUCCUCCAUACGCUAGUUAAAGAACAAAGACUUAUUUUUGUAGGGUACACAGUAAGCAUCGGAGAUGGAUUUUGUGCAGAGAAAAGUGAACAACUUAGGAGGAAAAGUUGCUACUUUCCCUUAUGUCGAAACUAUUGGAAGAGCUCUCUUUGCCUCAUCAUUCUUCUUCUCUGCUUGGCAUGAUUACAUGGAGCUCAGAUCCAAUUGGGAAGGAACAGAGGAUUACUGGAGACCGAAGUUAGGCUAUUCAGGAGAUCAGAUUAAGCAUCUUAUGGCAGUUAGUAUCAUAGUGAAGACUCUUGGUGGACUUAUCUUCAUCUAUGGCAGCUUCUUUGGAGCUUUCCUCUUGCUUUUACAACAAGGCAUUGCAACAAUGAUACAUCAUGAUUUCUACAACCAUCGCAUCGACGUUGAAGAAUUGGGACUGUUUUACCUCAAGUUCAAAAGGGUCCUAAACGAAACUAUGUCGUAUGAUGCGGCACACAAUUUAUACAAGUCAAACUUUGACGAGCAGCAAAUUGAGCAAGCCGUAUCGAAAUUCCGUGAGCUUGCGGAUCACGCCGUUACAAACCCUGCCUUGUUCGGAGGUAACGAGUUUUUUCGUCGCCUCUUAAGCUUCAUCAAGGCGUUGGCCAUAGUAGGAGCAUUGCUCUUUUUCGUGACAAUGAAGCACAAACUCAGCAAAGCCAAAAAGGAAUCCAAAGUUAAAACUGACUAGAAUUAUUCCAAUUUCUACAUGUUACCUUCCUUUGCAGAUUUCAUGUGAUUCACUUUGUCUUUAUGUGUUGAUUAGUUGAUUUAAAUAUCGAGUCAUAUCUCUCUUUCAGAAUUUAUUCCAGCUUGUUUUAUUUCACUCCUGACUAGCGAUUCUGUAAUAAUCUAUUUGGAAGCAGGGGUGAUUAGUAUA